GUGUUAAUAUAAUACCGGAAGUUACUGAACGUGCGUUACUGCGACUGCGCUCCCUGUAGCGAGGAUAGCUUUAUUUGCGAACAUUCAUGGCUUGAUACAUUUUUAUACACCGCGAAGUGUAACAGUUUCACCGCAGAGAUAGCUUCACACGAUCAAAAUGAACUACAUGCCAGGGACGGCGAGUCUCAUCGAUGAUAUAGACAAAAAGCAUCUUGUACUACUUCGCGAUGGAAGAACGCUUAUUGGGUUUCUUAGAAGUAUUGACCAGUUUGCCAACCUAGUUUUUCAUCAAACAGUGGAGCGCAUCCAUGUGGGCAAGAAGUUUGGGGACAUUCCUAGAGGAAUUUUCAUUGUAAGAGGAGAGAAUGUGGUUUUGCUUGGAGAGAUAGACAUGGAUAAGCCGUGUGACACAGUCUUGCAGCAGGUUUCUAUAGAGGAGAUCCUAGAGGAGCAGCGAUUGCAACAGCAAGCCAAGCAGGAGACUGAGAAAGCCAAGGUGACUGCACUGAAGGACAGAGGUCUAUCCAUCCCCAAGGCAGAUAAUCUUGAUGAAUAUUGAAGGCACUUCUGUUCCAACUUCCUCUGUUAUCCUGGACUUCUCAGUUACAUGUUGAAUAUGGGAAUAUUUUUUGAGACUGGGAGUGUGGCUUGGAGAUCAUGUCCCAUCGCUCUUAAUACUGUACUGAUUUCAUUGCGUUUUUGUUGUUGUUGGUGGAUGGCGGUAUGCAGAAAGUGAGGGUAUACUUAAAAAAAAAAAAAACAGGAUUGUAUACAAGACUACAUUUGAUAAAUUAAAUAUGGUUUUUGUACCACUGCACUUAGAACUUAGUCAAUAAGUACAUAUAGAUGGAUUCUGUGUUAGUUUAAACAGACAAACUGUCAUGGUAAGAUUUGUUUUUCCAUUAAAAGCGCUUUCUUUAAAAAAAAAUAUAUAAAUAAAAAGAGGUUCACCUUUAAAUUGUAAGAGAACUGUACAUACAAAGGGUUGAAGGGAGGUCAGUUGUGAAGGUCAUGUUGGUUUCCAGAUUGAGAUGCUUUGACGGUAAGAAGAGCAGACAUAACAGACAUCCAAGCAAACAAACAAGACCUCUGGGAGAAGGCUAGUACACAUCCUCUAUUUCCUCACCUGCUUCCCUGUGUUCCUGGAUGUCAUAGUGUGUCCUGCAGUAAUUGUUCACAGGAAUCAAAUUCAACAUAUUAAAACCUCUUAAAUUCAGUUUCUGUUGAGAAAUAAAGCAUAUUCCAUAUGAAUGUAAGACAUUUGUAUCUCCA
Esox lucius (northern pike) is the source of this 1272-nucleotide messenger RNA. It is a transcript of the gene lsm1, whose product is annotated as LSM1, U6 small nuclear RNA associated. The transcript has 4 exons. Lineage: Eukaryota; Metazoa; Chordata; Actinopteri; Esociformes; Esocidae. The coding region runs from base 158 to 559 and encodes 133 amino acids. Gene Ontology annotation, biological process: deadenylation-dependent decapping of nuclear-transcribed mRNA. Gene Ontology annotation, cellular component: Lsm1-7-Pat1 complex; P-body. Gene Ontology annotation, molecular function: RNA cap binding. The record is from RefSeq and is a predicted model, not a curated record.